Pygocentrus nattereri (red-bellied piranha) is the source of this 1452-nucleotide messenger RNA. RefSeq names its product DnaJ (Hsp40) homolog, subfamily C, member 28 (gene dnajc28). The record is from RefSeq and is a predicted model, not a curated record. The transcript has 2 exons. Lineage: Eukaryota; Metazoa; Chordata; Actinopteri; Characiformes; Serrasalmidae. Bases 136 to 1266 code for a protein of 376 amino acids.
CCCAACAUGCAUUUCUCAUUCUGCACCAACAACAAACCCCCGUGUUUCCAGCUAAGGACAUUUAGUUCUGUGCUCUCUUUCGAAUGGAAACACUUAUAUAAUGAGCUGAGCAGCUCUCCUCUUCCCUAAAGCACAAUGAGCUGCUCUGUGUUGCUUCGACUGCACUAUGGGGACCUCCGCAGAGUCCUGCUGCCUAUCUGCAAAGCCCCAACGCUGCGCACACUCUGCUCUGACACUCGCCUCAGCCGCAGUCUGAGAGAGAGCUACCGUCUGCUGCAGCUGCCUGAAGAUGGAGACAGCAGCCCUGCUGAGGUUAGGGAGGCCUAUGUGCGCAUGGCCAAGUUGUACCAUCCAGACUCUGGAGCCCCAACAGCGGAUUCUGCUUUGUUCGGCCACAUAGAGGAGGCUUACAGGGCUGUAGUGGCACACAUGGCCCGGCGGGGGUCUACAUCACCGUAUGCUCAGAUGGAAGAGGAUGAAGAAGACAAGAAUAAAAGUUAUGCUCCGCAGCACAGGCAGUACCUCAGCUUUGAAGGUGUAGGCUCUGGAACACCCAGCCAGCGUGAGCGGCAGUAUCAGCAGUUCCGGAUGGACCGGGCAACAGACCAGGUCUUAGAAUAUCGACGUAAACGCAUGGAGCAGGCAGCAGCAGAAGAGGGCGCCAUGGUGACAAGAGAUGCACGUGUACGCAGCAAGCAGAUCAAGAUCACGCAGGCCAUGGAGCGCCUGGUGGAGGACCUCAUCCAAGAGUCCAUGGCCCGGGGAGACUUCCACAACCUCAGCGGCGCUGGCAAGCCACUCAGAAAAUUCGACCACAACCCCUACGCUGACCCCAUGACGCACAACCUCAACAGGAUUCUCAUUGACAACGGUUACCAGCCUGAAUGGAUAGUAACCCAGAAGGAGAUCAGAGAGACCAUUACGAAGAUGAGAGAGAGGCUACAGGAUGCCCGGUCCAGACUGGGUAUCCCCAUGAGGCAUUCCGAACAGCUCCGGUGGAAAGAGCACUGUGCCGCUUUUGCUGACGAACUGAAGAAGCUCAAUAAGAAGGUGGACAAUUUCAACCUGGUAGUACCGCUAAUGAGUUUGCAGAUGGUUCAUUUUAAUAUGACCAAGGAAGUGGAGAAAGUGCUGAAAGCUGACCAGGAGUACAGAAAACAGAAGGAGAAAGAGAGAAAGUGCAUGGAGGAGAGAGAAAAAGCAGACUUGUCUCAACAGAACGUUAGGCAAGGACUCAUCAUGUGGAUGCAGAGUCUACUCAAAUGAAAUGCUUGAAAGUGUUUUAUUACUGUAUUGCAGAUUGCAGAAUUUUGAACUGCAAUCAGCAAGCGGCACAAGUUUAACGUCAGCUCUAACAAAUGGUUGUACAAUACCAUUUGUGACGUUUCUUCUUGAACAUCACGGUCACAAAUCACUGUCGUGUAAAUAAAAGUAAUCUUUAUUUAAAAUCAA